GGCUGGUUAAUUUGCAAAAUAUCUUUUGUCACAAGCUUAGUUGAGGACUUUAUAAGUAAAUGAUGCCCAGCAUUCCUUCUUUGUAGGUUGCCACCACAGCAAGGGGCUUGUAUUCAAGAUGGCGUUACCGCGGAUCAUCUCGAUGGUCAUUAUGGUCAUCACUACUUUACUUUGUAGGUCCGUCCUCGCGGUGAAACCAGCUCCUCUUCAUUUCUGUCCCGAGAAUGGACUUAGGGCAUCAGUUCUUCGUGUUCCGCCAUAUAUCAUGUCGUCUAAUUCUGGAGAAGUCGAAGGCAUCUUAGGAGACUUUUUCACUCGACUUACCCGAAGAUGUUUUAUUCAAGGCUGCGGAUUGCCCCGGAAUGCAAUCCAUAUAACGCUUUUUAACUCCACGGACGAUUUUUUAUCAGCUUUACAGGAAAAUAAGACAGAUAUAGCCUUCCCGAUAUCAGGACCAGUGAUGAUGCGUAUGCGAGAUUCAGCGUAUGGACCUAGACAGACCGGACCACUAUUGGCGUUUGAAGUAUUCCUUCAAUCUGCUGGAUAUUUUCUUAUUAUGGACGUCGAACAUGUUAACAGCAAAGUCACUGCACUUGAGCUUAUGAACUUGCUUCAGAACUCUUGGCCCAUUGUCGUAUUUACACUGCUGAUUGCUGGAAUCUCAGGAAUGGUGGUCUGGAUCCUGGUAUGCCAAGUCUCACUACAAAGAUAUUACAUGCUGAGGUUCCGAGUUGUACAUCAGUCAACAUUAACCCUUUUUCAAGGGAGUAUAAUUUUUGUUGCGGGAGGCGCAGUGGGCUCAUGGUUAGUGUGCCCGUCUCCAGAUCGAGCGGUCCGGGUUCUCGCCCUCGCCGGGAAUAUUGUGUUGUGUUAUUGGGAGACAUUCUUCAAUGAGGAGGAAUUCCCCCGUUCCUUUACAAAAGGCUCGUACGAAGGUUUUUGGUGGGCUUUUGUCACCAUGACAACGGUAUCUUGUUUCGAUUUUAGUUACGGAGACAAGACCCCCAAGUUCAUUCUCGGUCGUGUAUUUGGCGUUCUUUGGAUCUUGAUCGGAGUGGUCGUUAUAGCAAUUUUCACAGCCACCGCUACUAGUGCUAUCAGUGUCGAUGCUGAAGUCUUUGCAAGAUUGGAAGGAAACAAGAUUGGUGUGCUGAAGAACACAUCAGCGGAGCUAGAAGCUGUUCAAAGAGGAGCCUUUGUGAGAGGUAAUUAGUAUCCAAAUCAACUUGACUUCAAAUUUUCCUCUCCUUCAUUUACGCCUUUCUUUCGUUAAUUGGAUCAAAAGAACGCACACGACACGGGUUCACCACAAAUUCCGUCAGGAAAUCAUUUUUUCUACGUCCUGGUUCCCUCAUGACAUAACGAGCAUUUCUUCUUUAUCAACACACGGGAACGAAGUAGAGAGUUUAACUGAGGCCAGUAAUUUAGAAGCAUUUCUAGAGUUCUAUUUAUAAACUGGUGUGAGUGUGUAUACUUCCAUCUGAUUGCCCACAAGAUUGGAAGUGGUGUUUAUUUUCUCCUUCAACAACAUUAAUUACCAGGCUGUGACAGCCCGCCCGCGUACGAGUUCUCUUUUUAUUCUGCUUUAUGUCAGUCGUGAAUCCCGAAACUAUGGUUAUGGAAACUAUGAAACUAUGGUUAUCAGACAUUCUGCAAUAGAAGAACGUGUAAACCCGGGGAGAGGCCUAGGGCUCCGAUAUGAAAGGGUGGAGGAUGCUCGUCGUCUCGCUAAGGGGUAUAAAUCAAGGAUUCCGGUCUCACUUAGGGUGUUCAAGACGAAACGUUAUUAUUUUUAGCUGACAAAGUAUCUUUCAGAGAAGAAAGAAUAAUCAAAAACGCACUUAUUUGCGUUUUUAGGCUUAAUUUCCGUCCGUGUCUCGAGUCUGGUUUAUAAGCGCGGGUUCCUUUCCUUAACAGCGGCUAGUAAUCGGGCCUGUUCUGUCUAAAGUGGUAUCUUUUAGGGGUCAAAAAAAGCUCAAGCCACACUUAGAUAUAUCGGUCCCCUGUAGUGGUUUACUUUAAGUUUUCCGACGAGCAGUCCUAACUUUUUCAUAUGGGGAUCCCCAUGGGGCGUGUCAAACCCGCAGCGACCCUAUACCAUCACCCAAUUAUCGUUCAAAGCUAUGUAAGCCGCAUUUUAAAGUACAUUGUAUUUCAUAACCGUACAUGAAUGACGAAAUGCACUACUUUUAGUUUUUUCUACAGUUUACGAGCUGUACACCGAACUCGAAAACGAUGGGAUAGACGGCAUCUUUAUGGACAGAAACAGAGCCGUGCACACUUUACAAGAAAUCAAUAAAUCGAGAUUCAUGGUGUUUGCAAACUUCUUGGAGGAAACCCCUUACUACCUUGCAGUACCUGAUGAUGGCAGUGGCCUGCUUAGAGGUUUACUGGACCAGAAUUCAUGCUUCAAAAAGCAUAUUGAAAAUUCAA
Molecule: messenger RNA, 2433 nt
Organism: Orbicella faveolata
Lineage: Eukaryota; Metazoa; Cnidaria; Anthozoa; Scleractinia; Merulinidae
Biological process (GO): action potential; potassium ion transmembrane transport
Cellular component (GO): membrane; voltage-gated potassium channel complex
Molecular function (GO): delayed rectifier potassium channel activity; ligand-gated monoatomic ion channel activity
Source: RefSeq, a predicted model, not a curated record